AAGCUCACAACAGUCAGCCCACAACCCAUGAAAAUGCUUUGGAAAUUAACUGACAAUAUUAAAUAUGAAGAUUGCGAGGAUCGUCACGACGGUACCAGCAAUGGGACAGCCAGGCUACCUCAACUGGGGAGCGUGGGCCAGUCUCCGUACACGAGUGCCCCUCCGCUCUCGCACACUCCUAACUCAGACUUCCAGCCGCCAUACUUUCCGCCACCCUACCAACCCAUCUAUCCGCAGUCUCAGGAUCCUUACUCGCACGUGAACGAUCCCUACUCCAUCAACUCUCUGCACGCUCAGCCGCAGCCGCAGCACCCGGGCUGGCCGGGACAGAGGCAGAGUCAGGAGAGCAGUUUGCUGCACCAGCACCGCGGCUUACCCCACCAGCUGUGCAGAGAGUACCGACGAGAAGUGCUGCUCCCGUCGGGGCACGGAAUCGAAACGGGACUCACAGAUUCUAUCCCUAUCCAUGGAAUACCUCAUUCUUUAGAAGAUGUUCAGCAUGUUGAAGAUCAAGGCAUUCACAUCCCAGACCAGACUGUGAUCAAGAAAGGUCCCGUGUCUUUAUCCAAGAACAACAACAAUGUAUCGGCCAUACCUCUAAAUAAAGACGGUCUUUUUGGCGGUGUGGUGAACCCCAAUGAGGUCUUCUGUUCUGUUCCGGGUCGCCUGUCUCUUCUCAGCUCAACAUCAAAGUACAAGGUCACGGUGGCGGAAGUGCAGAGACGCCUCUCGCCGCCCGAGUGCCUGAACGCAUCGCUGCUUGGCGGGGUGUUGAGGAGGGCCAAGUCCAAGAACGGAGGAAGGUCCUUAAGGGAGAAAUUGGAUAAAAUCGGAUUAAAUCUACCGGCAGGCAGACGCAAAGCGGCAAACGUUACGCUGCUGACGUCACUGGUGGAAGGCGAAGCCGUGCACCUUGCCAGAGAUUUCGGUUAUGUAUGUGAGACUGAGUUUCCAGCCAAGGCAGUAGCUGAGUAUGUAAACCGUCAGCAUUCCGACCCAAAUGAACAAGUCCAAAGAAAAAACAUGUUAUUGGCAACGAAACAAAUCUGCAAAGAAUUCACGGACCUGCUCUCACAGGACCGCUCGCCCUUGGGGAAUUCGCGUCCGCAGCCCAUACUUGAACCGGGGAUUCAGAGCUGUUUGACCCACUUCAGUCUCAUAUCACACGGAUUCGGGACGCCAGCCGUGUGCGCGGCCAUCACCGCUUUGCAGAACUAUCUGACCGAGGCUAUAAAAGCCAUGGACAAAAUGUACCUAAACAGCAACCCCAACAGUCACUCUGAAUCUGGCUCUAAAGGCGGAGACAAAGACGAGAAGCACAGGAAGUGA
Messenger RNA from Chanos chanos (milkfish), 1329 nucleotides. RefSeq names its product transcription factor AP-2 alpha (gene tfap2a). Gene Ontology annotation, molecular function: DNA-binding transcription factor activity, RNA polymerase II-specific; RNA polymerase II transcription regulatory region sequence-specific DNA binding. Bases 28 to 1329 code for a protein of 433 amino acids. Gene Ontology annotation, cellular component: nucleus. The transcript is spliced from 7 exons. Gene Ontology annotation, biological process: regulation of transcription by RNA polymerase II; anatomical structure development; regulation of cell population proliferation. The record is from RefSeq and is a predicted model, not a curated record. Lineage: Eukaryota; Metazoa; Chordata; Actinopteri; Gonorynchiformes; Chanidae.